GAGUGAAUGGUGAACGAGGGUCCCAGGUUGGGGUGUAUGAUGUGGGAGGGUGAGUGGAGGGGACAAGCAGUCCAGGCCCUUCUCCACCAUCUGCCCGCUCCGUCCCCCCAGGGCCAGUACUGUGACAUCUGCACAGCCGCCAACAGCAACAAGGCGCACCCCGUGAGCAAUGCCGUCGACGGCACGGAGCGCUGGUGGCAGAGCCCACCGUUGUCCCGUGGCCUGGAGUACAAUGAGGUCAACGUCACCCUGGACCUGGGCCAGGUGUUCCAUGUGGCCUACGUGCUCAUCAAGUUUGCCAACUCCCCGCGACCGGACCUCUGGGUGCUGGAGCGCUCUGUGGACUUCGGCCACACCUACCAGCCUUGGCAGUUCUUCGCCUCCUCCAGGAGGGACUGCCUGGAACGAUUCGGGGUGCCGAGGCUGGAGCGCAUCACGCAGGACGACGAUGUCAUCUGCAGCACGGAGUACUCCCGGAUCGUGCCCCUGGAGAACGGCGAGGUGGUGGUGUCCCUGGUGAACGGGCGUCCGGGGGCCAUGAACUUCUCCUACUCGCCAUUGCUGCGUGACUUCACCAAAGCCACCAACAUCCGCCUGCGCUUCCUGCGCACGAACACACUGCUGGGCCACCUCAUGGGCAAGGCCCUGCGGGACCCCACCGUCACCCGCCGGUACUAUUACAGCAUCAAGGACAUCAGCAUUGGCGGGCGCUGCGUCUGCCACGGCCACGCGGAUGUGUGUGACCCCGUAGACCCUGCAGACCCCUUCAGGCAGGAGUGCGCCUGCCAGCACAACACGUGCGGGGGCUCCUGUGAGCGCUGCUGCCCCGGCUUCAACCAGCAGCAGUGGAAGCCGGCCACUCCUGAGAGUGCCAACGAGUGUCAGUCCUGCAACUGCCACGGCCACGCGGACGACUGCUACUACGACCCUGAGGUGGACAGGCACAACGCCAGCCAGAACCAGGACAGCGUCUACCAAGGCGGGGGCGUGUGCAUCGCCUGCCAGCAUCACACCACUGGCAUCAACUGUGAACGCUGCCUGCCCGGCUUCUACCGCGACCCCGACCAGCCCCUGGACUCGCCCCACACCUGCCGUCGUUGCAACUGCGAGUCAAACUUCACCGACGGGACGUGUGAGGACCUGACCGGCCGCUGCUACUGCCGGCCCAGCUUCGCGGGGGAGCGGUGCGAGGCGUGUGCCGCGGGCCUCACCGGCUUCCCACACUGCUACUCUGUGUCCGCCCCCCGCAACUCCUCCGUGGCACAAGUGCAGCAGGCCGGACAGAUUGUGAGCUGCGACUGCAAUGCCGGGGGCACCCAGAACAACGCCUGCCAGAAGGACCCGCAGUUGGGACGCUGCCUGUGCAAACCCAACUUCCAGGGCAUCUACUGCGAGCUCUGUGCCCCAGGGUUCUACGGCCAGGACUGCCACCCAUGCCAGUGUUCCAGCCCCGGAGUGGUGGACGGUGACUGUGACCGUGACUCCGGCCAGUGCACAUGCCGGGCAGGCUUCCAGGGGGCCACGUGUGACCGCUGUGCCCCUGGCUACUUCCACUUCCCGCUCUGCCAGUUGUGUGGCUGCAGCACCGCGGGGACCCUGCCCCAGGGCUGCGACGAGGCUGGUCACUGCCUGUGCCGGCCCGAGUUCGAUGGCCCUCACUGUGACCGCUGUCGCCCCGGCCACCAUGGCUACCCUGACUGCCGAGCCUGCGACUGCGACCCCCAGGGGGCCCUGGAUCAGCUCUGCAGUGUCGGCGGGGUGUGUCGCUGCCGCCCUGGCUUCGCUGGCGCCACCUGCCGGGAGUGCAGCCCUGGGUUCCACGGCUUCCCCACCUGUGCCCCCUGCCACUGCUCUGCCCACGGCUCCCUGGAUGCAGCCUGUGACCCCCGCAGCGGGCAGUGCAGCUGCCGGCCCCGAGUGACAGGGCUGCGGUGUGACACGUGUGUGCCUGGCACCUACAACUUCCCCUACUGUGAAGCUGGCUCCUGCCACCCCGCUGGCCUGGCCCCCGCCGAUCGUGUCCUUCCUGAGGCACAGGCCCCAUGUACAUGCCGCGCACAUGUGGAGGGGCCAAGCUGUGAUCGCUGUAAACCUGGCUUCUGGGGCCUGAGUUCCAGCAACCCUGAGGGCUGCACCCGCUGCAACUGCGACCCCAGGGGCACCCUGGGCGGAGCUGCCGAGUGCGAGCUGGGCAAUGGCCAGUGCUUCUGCAAGCCCCGCGUGUGCGGCCAGGCCUGCGCAGUGUGCAAGGACGGCUUCUUCGGGCUGGGCCAGGCCGGCUACUUCGGCUGCCGCAGCUGCCGGUGUGAUGUUGGCGGUGCGCUGGGCCAGGGCUGUGAACCGAGAACGGGCGCCUGUCGCUGCCGCCCCAAUACGCAUGGCCCCACCUGCAGCGAGCCGGCGCCGGAGCACUACCUCCCAGACCUGCACCACCUGCGCCUGGAGCUGGAGGAGGCGGCCACGCCCGAGGGCCACGCUGUGCGCUUUGGCUUCAACCCCCUUGAGUUUGAGAACUUUAGUUGGAGGGGCUACGCACAGAUGGCACCCAUACAGCCCAGGAUUGUGGCCAGGCUGAACGUGACCUCCCCAGACCUCUUCUGGCUCGUAUUCCGAUAUGUCAACCGUGGGCCCUUGAGCGUGAGCGGGCGGGUCUCUGUGCAGGAGGAGGGCAAGUUUGCCACCUGUGCCAACUGCACGGAGCAGAGCCAGCCUGUGGCCUUCCCGCCCAGCACCGAGCCCGCCUUUGUCACCGUGCCCCAGAGGGGCUUUGGGGAGCCCUUCGUGUUGAACCCUGGCACCUGGGCCCUGCUCGUGGAGGCUGAAGGGGUGCUCCUGGUGAGGCGGGGGCUGAGCAGGGCUGUCUGCCAGGGCAACGACGUGGACGUCCAGCUGCAGGUGGCCGUACCGAGGCCAGGCCGCUAUGCCCUGGUGGCGGAGUACGCCAAUGCGGAGGCCCACCAGGAAGUGGGUGUGGCCGUGCACACGCCCCAGCGUCUCCCCCAGCAGGGGGCGCUCACUCUGCUCCCCUGCCUGUACAGCACCCUCUGCCGGGGCACCGCUCUGGACGAGCAGCACCACCUGGUGGCCUUCCACCUGGGCACAGAGGCCAGCGUCCGGCUCACGGCCCAGCAGGCACACUUCUACCUGCACAGUAUCACCCUGGUGCCCAUGGAGACGUUCAGUUUGGAGUUUGUGGAGCCCCGGGUCCGCUGUGUUAGCAGCCACGGGGCCUUCAGCCCCAGCAGUGCCGCCUGCCUGCCCUCCCGCUUCCCGAAGCCGCCCCAGCCCACCAUCCUCAGGGACUGCCUUGUUCUGCCAUUGCCGCCCGGCCUCCCGCUGACCCACUCGCAGGAGCUCACACCGGGUGCACCCCCAUCUGGACCCCAGCCACGGCCCCCCACUGCCGUGGACCCUGAUGCCGAGCCCACCUUGCUGCGACACCCCCAGGGGACGGUGAUCUUCACCACCCAUGUGCCCGCCCUGGGCCGCUACGCCUUCCUGCUGCAUGGCUACCAGCCCGCCCACCCCACCUUCGCCGUGGAGGUCCUCGUGAACGGGGGCCGCAUCUGGCAGGGGCAUGCCAAUGCCACCUUCUGCCCACAUGGCUAUGGCUGCCGCAGCCUGGUGGUGUGUGAGGGCCAGGCCAUCCUGGACGUGACCGACAGCGAGCUCACCGUGACCGUGCGUGUGCCCGAGGGCCGCUGGCUCUGGGUGGAGUAUGUGCUGGUGGUCCCCGAGGACGCCUACAGCUCCAGCUACCUCCAGGAGGAGCCUCUGGACAAGUCCUACGACUUCAUCAGCCAGUGUGCCACCCAUGGCUACCACAUCAGCCCCACCAGCUCGUCCCAGUUCUGCCGAGAUGCGGCCACCUCUCUCUCCCUCUUCUAUAACAAUGGGGCUCGGCCUUGUGGCUGCCACGAAGUAGGUGCCACCAGCCCCGCAUGUGAGUCCUAUGGGGGCCAGUGUCCCUGCCGCCCUCACGUCAUUGGCCGAGACUGCUCCCGCUGCGCCACCGGCUACUGGGGCUUCCCCAGCUGCAGACCCUGCGACUGUGAGGGGCGCCUGUGUGAUGAGCUCACAGCCCACUGCCUGUGCUGGCACCCCUCCUGUGACAAGGACAGCGGCCAGUGCAAGUGCAGACCCAACGUGGCCGGGCGCCGCUGCGACACCUGUGCUCCCGGCUUCUACGNCUACCCCAGCUGCCGCCCCUGUGACUGCCACCCGGCCGGCUCUGCGCCAGGCGUGUGUGACCCCCUCACGGGCCAGUGUCACUGCAAGGAGAACGUUCAGGGCCCCCGAUGUGACCAGUGCCGCCUGGGAACCUUCUCCCUGGACGCUGCCAACCCCAAAGGCUGCACCCGCUGCUUCUGCUUCGGUGCCACGGAGCGCUGCGGGAGCUCCGUCCACACCCGCCAGGAGUUCGUGGACAUGGAGGGCUGGAUGCUGCUGAGCAGUGACCGGCAAGUGGUGCCCCACGAGCUGCGGGCGGAGACGGGGCUGCUCCACGCGGAUCUGCAGCAUGUCCCCGAGACCAUCCCGGAGCUGUACUGGCACGCACCGCCCUCCUACCUGGGGGACCGGGUGUCGUCCUACGGGGGGACGCUCCGCUAUGAGCUGCACGCGGAGAGCCAGCGGGGAGACGUGUUCCUCCCUACAGAGAGCAGGCCAGACGUGCUGCUGCAGGGCAACCAGAUGAGCAUCAUGUUCCUGGAGCCGGGACACUCGGCGCCCGGGCACGUGCACCAGGGGCGGCUGCAGCUGGUGGAAGGUAACUUCCGGCACACGGAGACCCACAGCGCCGUGUCCCGCGAGGAGCUCAUGAUGGUGCUGGCCGGCCUGCAGCAGCUGCAGAUCCGCGCCCUCUUCUCCAAGUUCUCCAGGGCCGUCUCCCUGGGCAAGGUGGCACUGGAGGUGGCCAGCAAGAUGGGCGGGGGACCUCUGGCCAGCAAUGUGGAGCUGUGCAUGUGCCCGGCCAAUUACCUCGGGGACUCGUGCCAGGAAUGUGCCCCUGGCUACUACCGAGACAUCAAAGGUCUCUUUCUGGGUCGCUGCAUCCCCUGUCAGUGCCAUGGCCACUCAGACCUCUGCAUCCCAGGCGUGGGCACCUGCAUGGACUGCCAGCACAACACCGAGGGCGACCACUGUGAGCGCUGCCAGGCUGGCUUCGUGCGCAUUGGGACAGAGGACCCUGCAGCCCCCUGCGUCAGCUGCCCCUGCCCGGUGUGCGUGACAACCCUCCGUUUUUGUAGCUUCGCGGUGGGCUGCGUCUUUCCAGGCGGCCGCCCCCAGUGUCUCUGCAAACCCGGCUACGCAGGAGCCUCCUGUGAGCGGUGUGCCCCUGGCUUCUUCGGCAACCCGCUGGUGCUGGGCAGCUCAUGCCAGCCCUGCAACUGCAGCGGCAACGGGGACCCCAACAUGAUCUUCAAGGACUGCGACCCCCUGACGGGCGCUUGCCACAGCUGCCUGCGCCACACCACUGGGCCCCACUGCGAGACCUGCGCCCCGGGCUUCUAUGGCAACGCCCUGCUGCCUGGCAACUGCACCCGGUGCGACUGCUCCCCGUGUGGGACCGAGGCCUGUGACCCCCAUAGCGGGUACUGCCUGUGCAAGGCAGGUGUGACAGGACCUCGCUGCGACCGCUGUCAGGAAGGACACUUCGGCUUCGAGGGCUGCGGGGGCUGCCGCCCGUGCGCCUGUGGACCAGCCUCCAAGGGCUCUGAGUGCCACCCCCAGAGUGGACAGUGUCAUUGCUGGCCAGGGGCCGGGGGGCUCCAGUGCCGAGAAUGUGCCCCCGGCCACUGGGGGCUCCCCGAGCAGGGCUGCCGGCGCUGCCAGUGCCAGGAGGGCCACUGUGACGUGCAUACGGGCCGCUGCACGUGUCCCCCUGGGCUCAGCGGGGAGCGCUGUGACACCUGUAGCCACCAGCAUCAGGUGCUGGUGCCUGGCGGUCCUGGGAGCGGUGGCGUGCACUGCGAAGUGUGUGACCACUGUGUGGUCCUGCUCCUGGACGACCUGGAGCGGGCCGGCACCCUCCUCCCCGCCAUCCGGGAGCAGCUGCGAGGCGUCAACACCAGCUCCCUGGCCUGGGCCCGGCUGCACAGGCUGAAUGCCUCCAUCUCGGACCUGCAGAGCCAGCUCCGGAGCCCCGCAGGCCCCCGCCAUGAGACCGCACGGCAGCUGGAGACACUGGAGAGACAGAGCGAGAGUCUCGGGCAGGACGCCCAGCGGAUGGACAGCCAGGCCACAGGGGCCCGAGUCAGGGCUGGACAGCUGCUGGACGGCACAGAGGCCACACUGGGCCGGGCACAGGCGCUGCUGAAGGCCAUCCUGGCCCUGGACCGAACCCUGAGCGAGCUGAUGACAGACCACCUGUCGCCGGGCAAUGCCUCCGCCCCAUCCGGGGAGCAGCUGCGUCAGACACUGGCCAAGGUGGACCGCCUGCUCGGGGAAAUGCGGGCCCGUGACCUGGGGGCCCCGCGGGCAGUGGCCGAGGCCGAGCUGGAUGAGGCCCAGAGACUGCUGGCCCGCGUGCAGGAGCAGCUGACCAGCCGCUGGGAGGGGAACCAGGCGCUGGCUGCCCGCACGCGUGACCAGCUGGCCCAGCAUGAGGCUGGCCUCAUGGACUUGCGAGAAGCCCUGAACCGGGCAGUGAGCACCACACGGGAGGCCGAGGAACUCAACAGCCGCAACCAGGAGCGCCUGGAGGAGGCCCUGCACUGGAAGCAGGAGCUGCUCCGUGACAAUGCCACUCUGAGGGACACGCUGCAGGCUGCCAGCGAUACCCUGGCCCGGGUCUCUGAGCUUCUGCACGGCAUGGACCGGGCCAAGGAGGAGUAUGAGCACCUGGCUGCCAGCCUCGAUGGGGCCUGGACACCGUUGCUGGAGAAGAUACGUGCCUUCUCCCCGGCCAGUGGCAAGGUGGACCUGGUGGAGGCUGCUGAGGCCCACGCGCGGCAGCUGGACCAGCUGGCGCACAACCUCUCCAGCAUCAUCCGUGGAGUCAACCAGGACCGGUUCAUCCAGCGGGCCAUCGAGGCCGCCAACGCCUACAGCAGCAUCCUGCGGGCUGUGCAGGCCGCCGAGGGUGCAGCCGGCCAGGCACUGCAGCAGGCCGGCCACACGGGGGGGAUGGCGGUGCAGCAGGGCCUGGCGCCCCGAGCCCGGGAGCUGCGGGCCAACAGCAGUGCCCUGGAGCAGGCUGUUCUCAGGGAGCAGCAGAGGCUGGGCCGCGUGAGGGCCACCCUCCAGGGCACGGGGACCCAGCUCCGUGAUACCCGGGCCAAGAAGGAGCAGCUGGCAGCCCGGGUGCAGGAGGUGCAGGCCAUGCUGGCUAUGGACACAGACGAGACCAGCAAGAAGAUUGCUCACGCCAAGGCUGUGGCCACCAGAGCCCAGGACACGGCCGCCCGAGUGCAGUCCCGGCUCCGAGACAUGCAGAGAAACCUGGAGCAGUGGCAAGGCCAGUACGGGGGUCUGCAGAGCCAGGACCUGGGGCAGGUGGUGCUGGACGCCGGCCGCUCAGUGUCCACCCUGGAGAAGACGCUGCCACAGUUGCUGGCCAAGCUGAACCUGCUGGAGAACCGUGGGGGGCACAAUGCCAGCCUGGCCCUGUCCGCCAGCAUCGGCCGUGUGCGGGAGCUCAUUGCCCAGGCCCGGGGAGCUGCCAGCAAGGUCAAGGUGUCCAUGAAGUUCAACGGGCGCUCGGGGGUGCAGCUGCGUGCCCCUCGGGACCUCGCUGACCUUGCUGCCUACACUGCCCUCAAGUUCUACCUCCAGAGCCCAGAGCCAACGUCCGACCAGGUCUCUGAGGAUCAGUUUGUGCUCUAUAUGGGCAGCCGCCAGGCCACUGGUGACUACAUGGGUGUGGCUCUGCGGAACCAGAAGGUGCACUGGGUAUACCGCCUGGGGGACGCAGGCCCCGCGACCCUCAGCAUUGACGAGAACAUUGGGGAGGAAUUUGCAGCCAUCAGCCUUGAGAGGACCCUGCAGUUUGGCCACAUGUCUGUCACUGUGGAGAAACAGAUGAGCCACGAGACCAAGGGCGACACCGUGGCCCCUGGGGCCGAGGGGCUGCUCAGCCUGCAGCCUGACGACUUUGUCUUCUAUGUGGGGGGCUACCCCAGCAACUUCACGCCCCCAGAGCCCCUCCGCUUCCCCCGCUACCGGGGCUGCAUUGAGAUGGGCACCCUCAACGAGGCGGUGGUCAGUCUCUACGACUUCGAGAAGACCUUCCAGCUCAACACAGCUGUGGAUAAGCCUUGUGCACGCACCAAGUCCACUGGAGACCCAUGGCUCACAGACGGCUCCUACCUGGAGGGCUCUGGCUUUGCCCGCAUCAAAGUGGAGAGUCAGAUCAGCCACACCAAGCGCUUCGAGCAGGAGCUGCGGCUGGUGUCCUACAGUGGGAUCAUCUUCUUCCUGCAGCACCAGGCGAGCCCGUUCCUGUGCCUGGCCGUGCUGGAAGGCCGCCUGGUGCUGCUCUAUGACUUUGGUGAGGGCCUGCAGGAGGCCAAACCGAUACAGCCCCCUCCGCCCCUGACCGUGGCCAGCAAGGCGAUCCAGGUGUUCCUGUUGGGGGACAGCCGCAAGCGCGUGCUGGUGCGCGUGGAGAGGGCCACUGUGUUCAGUGUGGAGCAGGAGAAUGUGCUGGAGCUGGCCAAUGCCUACUACUUGGGGGGUGCGCCUCCGGACCGGCUGCCCCCGAGCCUGCGCCAGCUCUUCCCAUCCGGAGGCUCCGUGCGUGGCUGCAUCAAGGGCAUCAAAGCUCUGGGCAAGUAUGUGGAUCUCAAGCGGCUGAACACCACCGGCAUCAGUGCCGGCUGCACCGCGGACUUGCUGGUGGGACGGGCCAUGACGUUCCAUGGCCAUGGCUUCCUGCCCCUGGAGCUCCCAGAUGUGGCCCCCCUCACCAGCAGCGUCUACUCCGGCUUCGGCUUCCGUAGCACCCAGGACAGCGGUCUGCUGUACCACAGAGCGUCCCCGGUUGGGCCAUGUGAGGUGUCCCUGCAGCAGGGCCACGUGAACCUCCGGUUUGUGACGACCGAGGCGAAGACGCCAGGGGGCUUUGCUGAUGGUUUCCCCCAUUACGUCGCUUUCUAUAGCAACACCACAGGGGUCUGGCUCUACGUGGACGACCAGCUUCAGCAGAUGAAGCCCCACCAGGGGCCGCCCCCCAGGCCCCAGCCCCAGCCACAGCCUGAGGGGCCCCAUCGGCUCCUCCUGGGAGGCUUGGGAGCGUCCAACACCAUCCGUAACUUCAGCGGCUGCAUCACCAACGUGUUCGUGCAACGGCUCAUGGGGCCCCAGCGUGUGCUCGACCUGCAGCAGAACGUGGGCGGUAUCAACGUGAGCUCGGGGUGUGCCCCAGCAGCCCCUGGCACCCAGACACCAGUGCAGGCACCUCGAGGACUACAGGCCACAAUGGCUCAGAAGGUCUCCCGGCACACCCGGCAGCCCGCCCAGGACUCUGCCUGCACGCCUCCUCGGCCCCUUGGGACCAUCCACGGCACCUACCAGUUUGGAGGCCCCCUGUCCAGUUACCUGGAGUUCACAGCCGUCCUGGCACCCUUUGAGAACUGGUCCCACUUCUCCAUGGUGGUCCGCCCUCGCACCCGAAGAGGACUCCUGCUCCUCGCUGUGCCCCUGGCGGCGGGCAGCCCCUCCCUGGCACUCUUCCUGAGCCACAGAUACUUUGUGGCUCAGACACAAGGCCCAGGGCCCGAGCUCCGCGUCCUGAGUCACCAGCGUUCAAAAGCUAACCAGUGGCACAAGGUGUCUGUGCGAUGGGCGAGGACUCGGAUCCAGCUGCAGGUGGACGGAGUCUGGACUCAGAGCCAGGAGCAGCCUGGCCAGGAGCCUGGCCAGCAGUAUCAGGGGGCAGAAGGCCCCCAGCCCUACACGCUCUUUGUGGGGGGUCUUCCUGUCCACGGCCCCAAGCUCCCAAUGUUUAUCAGCAGCUCCUGGUUCAGCGGUUGUGUGAGGAGACUGAUGGUGGACGGGCAGGCCCUGAGUACCCCCAGCCGAAUGGUGGGGGUCACACCCUGCUUGUCAGAACCCCUGGAGACGGGUCUGUUCUUUGCCGGCAGUAAGGGAGCCAUCACUCUAGACACCCUGGGGACCACCCUUCCUGACGUGAGCCUGAGGCUGGAGGUGCGGCCCCAGACAGCCACAGGCCUCAUCUUCCACCUGGGCCAGUUCCAGGUGCCCCCCUACCUAGAGCUGCGGGUGCUGGAGAAGCAGGUCCUGCUGUGGGCAGAUGAUGGUGCCGGCAAGUUCUCCACAUCGGUGGCACUCUCCAAGGAGCUGUGUGAUGGGCAGUGGCACCAACUGGCAGUGACCAAAAGCAAGACCGCCCUCUGGCUGGAGGUGGACUCCCGGAGCAACCAGACCCUGGGUCCCAUGCUGCAGGCCUCAGACAGCACCCCAGUGCCUCUGCACUUGGGGGGCCUGCCCGGACCCUUGGACACACAGGCUGGGCACCCCACCCCCACACACCCUUGGCCUCCGUUCUACCAAGGCUGCAUGAGGAAUCUGAUGGUGAACGGGGCCUUUGUCACUCUGCCGCGCUCUGCGGGUGUCCAGGGCGCGGUGGGAGCCAGUGGCUGCCCGGCCACAUAGGACCUUCAAGGCGCCUGCUGUCCUAACAGCUUGCUGAUACCACCACCCUCCGCCAGUCUCCUAGAUGAAGUUUGUAUAAACUUACCUAGACUUGAGUCUACAGGAAAUGGUUUAAGUUAUGUCUGACUUUUUAAAUGAAACUUUACAAUAAAAUGGUUUUUGUAUCAUUUA
Myotis davidii is the source of this 10788-nucleotide messenger RNA. RefSeq names its product laminin subunit alpha 5 (gene LAMA5). Gene Ontology annotation, cellular component: basement membrane. Gene Ontology annotation, molecular function: signaling receptor binding. The transcript has 80 exons. Gene Ontology annotation, biological process: regulation of embryonic development; axon guidance; cell adhesion. NCBI's taxonomy places the organism in Eukaryota, Metazoa, Chordata, Mammalia, Chiroptera, Vespertilionidae. Bases 7 to 10617 code for a protein of 3536 amino acids. The record is from RefSeq and is a predicted model, not a curated record.